AUCAAAACAUGGCGACAGACAGCAGCAAAGCUCGCGAAUCUCCUGACAAUGAUGUGUUUUAUUCCUCUGACAGUGACCCGGGAGACGGGAAUCAUGAUUUACAUCAAACAAUUGAACGAGCUUCAGAUCUCCUCCUGUAUAGAGACUUUGAUACAUGCUUGGUCCAUUGUUCUGAAGUAAUUAACAGAAUAAGACAUACACCAAGCUACCAGAGCUAUGUGGACUCCCUGUGUAUUGUAAUAAUCCAGGCGUAUGCCGAGCUGGACCAGUGGGAUGCCGUCCUUCCUUUCAUUCAGGGGAUUUAUGACAACAUUGACAACUGUCCAGUCAGAAUAAUUCAGUUGUGUCUUCUCCUUCAUGUCAAAGUAAAGGAGUACAUCAAGUGUCACGCCAUUGCCAAAAUGUGGCUGCAGAACGACCGCAAUCGACAGAGUCCAGAAUACUCUGACGUGGCGAAGCUGUAUGUGCAGCAAGUGCUGGUCCCCCUGGGGGCCUACAACCUCAUCCCACAGCUGGUGGACAGCUGUCAAGGGCUGACUGAUGCAGAGAAGGAUGCCAUGUUGUCACCCAUGAGGUCGUUGCCCUCAGAUUCCGAAAAAAUGUCAAGAGGGGAGAUAAUUCACACCCAUGCGAAGCUUGGAGAAGUGGACACAACUCAACAAGAAGACAAAAAGCAAGGUUUUGCCUGCCUGGAACUUGUGAAGUCUUUGAGGAGGGUCAGCACGAAGUUGCUGCAGUGGAUUAGGAGGCUGAAACUCACUCCAGCCUGGAGACUCGUGUUUCUAGUCACUCUGGCUGCACUCGCCUUCGUUAACAGCUUUAACAGUGACAUGAUGACUGGGUAUGGACGUCUGAUGACCAUGUUGACGUCUGCAACAAAACUGUGGUCAGUGACGGGUUCAGGCAAACCAGGCUGACCCAUGGUGCUAACUUCAUGGUGGACGGAGGAAACUUCUGCCAGAGUAGAGGGUCCUGAGUUGAGGGAACUUUGGUCAGUAGUUUUUACAGUAAAACUGACUCAUGUCGCUUUAAAAUCUUUUUUAGCAUUUAGCAACACAGCAUUUAUCUUUAUUUAGAUUUUGGUGUUUUUUAAGGUAUAUCUUUCUUACCAAAUUGCUUGCACUGACCAUCUGAACGAUCUGCAAGUUUUGGUUCUAAUGCAGUGUAAAAUGGCUAGUCCUCCAGAAAUGAACCUAUUUUAGGUAAAAAAACUUUAACUUUAAUGCUAAGCACUGUGUUGUAUUUCAAUGUCAUUUUGCCUUGAACUUUUAUUAGGACAUUUUUUUAGUCAUUUUACAGUUGUCAGCUAAAAAACAAGGGAUUGGUAAUUAGCACUAGCUUGCUUCAAUGCCUGAGCCAUUUUCACUAAUGUUUAAGGUAUCCUAAGGGCUGGUAGAAUUUCAAACAUUUUGGGGAUGUCUCUAUGUGUUAUCACUAUUGGGGCUAGUAGACAUUCUAGGUUAAUUUCUAUCCCUGGUAGACCUGUCAGGACCCUUGGGACAGGGCUAGUUGCAUGUUUUCUGCCACAUCUCUCCAUAGUGAGUCUGCAGUCCCAGGACCACACUCUUGUUAUCACAGCAUUGUGGAACAGAACAAGACUGUAACAAAUGUUAUAUUUGGGAGAACACUUUCUCAGUACAGUACAGAUUCUAGUACUUUUGGGGUUGAGUCCCGUCCGGGUUUUGGUUUGAACCCACACUGCUAGAGUGAGGCACCUAACCCAUUCAGCCACUGAGGCUUCCACAAAAUGAAAGUCUGACAACUGGUAGUCUAGAUCACAUACUUUGUGUACCCAUCUGACAAAUUGGCAUGGCUCCCACGGCUCCCAUGGCCAAAAGCUAUGACCACACAAUCCCAUUUAGACAGUGGUUAAAUGUAACAAAUGUUAUGUUUGGGAUAACACUUUCUUGAUAAAGAACAGAUUUAGUACUUUUGGGGUCCCCUCGGGGAUUCGAACCCACACUACCAGUUAUCGGACUUUCAUUUUUGUGGAAGCCUCAGUGGCUGAGUGGGUUAGAUCGCUGACUUUGUGUGCUGGUGAUUAGGUGCCUCACUCUGGCAGUGUGAGUUCGAAUCCGGGACAGGACUGAACCCGAAAAGUACUAGACUCUGUACUUUACUAAGAAAGUGUAAAUGCCAAAUAUAACAUUUGUUACACGUGACCACUUUCUACAUGGCAUUGUGUGUUCAGAGCAAGACUGAUCUUGUUAUUUGUGAGGUAGUAUUUAAAAUGUUCACAUUUUGUGUUGAUAAGUAAUCUGUCUUAGAAACUUGUAUGUUUACAACCAGUUGAGGGGAUUAGUGUAACUGGAGACUGUAAGCCAUACCAAUCAACACCCUAUACGUUUCUAUGUAUCCGCAUGUGAUGGCCAAUUCGAUCCCUCGCUCAUUCGGCAGUAGCCGACUGUCGACCCCCGCUAAUUAAAGGGUAUGUGUACAUGUGAGAUAGUCGGACAUAAUGAAUUGUACCCAGAGUUUGAUGUUUAUCUUUUUGUAUUGACUGACUGAAUCUGACACCAAUUCUUGUCCAACAAAGCUAAUCAAAUCUUACUGAAUGCAACUGAAUCAAAAUCAUUGUGUAAAUCUUGUAGGUAUAUAAUGUGGUAGAAUGACAUUGUGUAGUUUGUUAUGUAUCACAGACACACAAGGUUUUGUGUAUGAUGUUUUGCACGUUAAACCACACCCCGUCCCUACCUCACUCACACAUGUGCCAGGAUGUCUUCACGUCAAGGGGCAACAGUGAUGCUGUCAGUAAGAAUGUAUUUUGAGAUUGUUGCAAAGUUUAUUAUUUUACCUUGAAAUAUGAAAACAGAGGAUGUAUUAUGGAGAUGAGCAAAGUCAUGUAUUUUAGAUUUAAAGGUUCGGUGUUGUUGUCUUGGAGCCAUCUUGCUGUGACAGGUGCCCUGCACCUAGUGCUUGAGCAAUCUCAUUAAAAUCCAAUCUUAGUUCUCGCUAUCGCUAAACAAAUAUCUGAAGACAUCCCCUUACGGGUCACGUCAGAACGAUCUUUCAUCUGACCAAUCAAAGCGUCGCUUA
Haliotis rufescens (red abalone) is the source of this 3036-nucleotide messenger RNA. Its product is annotated as peroxisome assembly protein 26-like. The record is from RefSeq and is a predicted model, not a curated record. Gene Ontology annotation, molecular function: protein-containing complex binding; ATPase binding. The transcript has 5 exons. Bases 9 to 917 code for a protein of 302 amino acids. Gene Ontology annotation, biological process: protein import into peroxisome matrix; protein import into peroxisome membrane. Lineage: Eukaryota; Metazoa; Mollusca; Gastropoda; Lepetellida; Haliotidae. Gene Ontology annotation, cellular component: peroxisome; peroxisomal membrane.